Messenger RNA from Nicotiana attenuata, 1852 nucleotides. Its product is annotated as denticleless protein homolog A-like. The transcript has 16 exons. Gene Ontology annotation, molecular function: protein binding; protein-macromolecule adaptor activity. Gene Ontology annotation, cellular component: nucleus. The record is from RefSeq and is a predicted model, not a curated record. Gene Ontology annotation, biological process: proteasome-mediated ubiquitin-dependent protein catabolic process. Bases 232 to 1773 code for a protein of 513 amino acids. Lineage: Eukaryota; Viridiplantae; Streptophyta; Magnoliopsida; Solanales; Solanaceae.
UCAAACAUUAGUAAACAUCUCCUCUCUCUCUUCAACGCCGCUCUCAUUCCAUCAUCUUACAGCUCCUAUACAGCAACUCAUGUGUUGUACUCCUCUCCAAAAGAAGAAAAAUUUCAGAGACGGAUGUUAUUGGGUGAGAGAAUUACUAUAUCAUUGUGUUGUUAGGGUUUGAGGUCAAAAACACGCCUGAGUCAACAAAAAUAGACAAAUUAGUAUUCGAAGAGUUGUAAGAUGGAUGCAUCCAAGCAUCAAUCUUUCUUCCAAGACAUCAAUUCAAGGGAGCUUAAUGGAUACAGAGUUAAACGACGACCCUAUAUCAGUCACGAAUCAUCUGAUUUCAACGAAAUCGGAGCUCUGGCAGUUGACCACAACGGCUUCACGCCACCUCCAAUGGCCCUCUCGUUCUGCAAGACGAGUAAAAACUCGCAUAUUGUAGCUGUGGCUGACGAGGGUGGCUACCUUAGCUUGUUUAACACUCGGGUCAAAUUUCCUUCUUCUUCUACUCACCUGCAAAAUGCAGAAAAAGCGAAGGUGUCAGAGUGGGCUGCUCAUGAUAAUGCCAUAUUUGAUGUAUGUUGGAUCAAGGAAGAUACCAAUAUCUUAACAGCUUCAGGUGAUCAAAGUAUAAAGGUAUGGGAUGCACAAGGAAAGCAAUGCGUGAGAGCACUAAUGGGUCACACUGGGAGUGUGAAAUCCAUUUGUCCUCAUCCUACAAAUCAUGAUGUUAUUGUUUCUGGUGCCAGAGAUGGGUCUUUUGCCCUUUGGGACUUGAGAUGCUCUGACAGUAGCAGUGAAAACCUUUGCAUACCGUCAAUUGCUACCGUCCAUGAGGCUCACAUGUCUCCUCAUCAGAGACGAACUAGACGUGGAAAGGCUUCCCCCGUGAGCAUUACAUCAAUUCUUUACCUAAAAGAUGAGCUCUCCAUAGCUAGUGCUGGAGCAGUUGACAGUGUCAUAAAGUUCUGGGAUACAAGGAAUCUCAAAUGUCCCAUUAUUCAGGCAUGCCCUCAUCCUGAGGUGUCAACACAGAAGGGAAAGCGAUUCCAUGGAGUAUCUAGUUUGUCUCAAGACAUAAAUGGAGUGUUUAUUUCUGCAUCAUGCAUGGACAACAGAAUCUACUUGUAUAGUGUACUUAAGGCAGAUAAAGGGCCAGUAAAAACUUUCACAGGAUGCAAAAUAGAAUCAUUUUUUGUCAAGUCAGCUAUAAGUCCUGAUGCAGCUCAUAUUCUCAGUGGUUCCAGUGAUGGAAGCGCCUACAUAUGGCAGGUAAACAAGCCUCUUGACGAUCCGAUUAUAUUGAAAGGUCAUGAUGGAGAAGUUACAGCACUAGAUUGGUGCACAUCAGAAACGGGUAAAGUUGCUACAGCAUCAGAUGAUUUCACAGUGCGUUUUUGGAACAUCCACAGCAGUUGUUACUCAAACACAACAUCUCCAUCAUCCAUCCGAAAGAAAGUAACAGCAGUUUCUUGUAUGCAACGUCGGAAGCUGUUUUCAGAUGAAAAACCAGUCAGCAUCAAGAAUGACUCUACUAACUGUGACUCAAACUUGACAUGUCAUCAAGAAUUGCCUGAUCUUAUUACCAUCCCUGAAAUGAGUACUCCAGUAUCAAAGAAGAAAAAACAUUUACAAGGUUUUGAACUUCAAGAAAACUUUGAGAAAACUCCAGAAACUGCAAAGAAAAGCCCUUCUUCUGUUCUGACUCCCCCUUCCUCUUUGAGGAAAACAAUCAGAGAUUACUUUGUAGUCACACCUUCAGGGUUACACAGUCAAUGACAGAACCUGUAGCUUGAAGAAUUUAACUUUCUAGCCUAUACAUAGCAAACAGGUUCAGAUAUAUCCCUUUAUUAUCCUA